This is a messenger RNA of Anastrepha ludens (Mexican fruit fly), 3495 nucleotides long. RefSeq names its product neprilysin-4-like. Gene Ontology annotation, cellular component: plasma membrane. The record is from RefSeq and is a predicted model, not a curated record. Gene Ontology annotation, biological process: protein processing. Gene Ontology annotation, molecular function: metalloendopeptidase activity. The transcript has a single exon. NCBI's taxonomy places the organism in Eukaryota, Metazoa, Arthropoda, Insecta, Diptera, Tephritidae. The coding region runs from base 315 to 2351 and encodes 678 amino acids.
CAUUGAUACAUGUAACUAGCAACGAUGCGCGCGAUCGGAAAAUACUCUUCAAUAAAACGCUGAGACGGCAGAGCGACUCCAGUCGAAUCGAACCGAUCGUAAACAAAGCAAGGCCGCAAAGUCGGAUCGCGCGUAAUUCGUACAGUUCAUUGCGAGACGAGAAACCAUCUGGUUGUUAUAAGCGGCCGGGAAAACGCACGCUUGCAACGCGAUACGGCAAUUAUAAAUUUUUAAUCUUAUUUAUGGAUUUUUUUGUUGAAAGUCGCGAUUAGGGCGGUGAGUUUGCAAUUUUCUCAUCUACAAAUAUUUCAAAAAUGCGCACAUGCACGAGCAUUACGCUACAGCUGCUGCAUCUCUUGCACUUGCUGGCAUUCCAUCUGUCAACUGCCAGUGCAGCGCGCAGUAUGAAUCGCCAGCAAUUGAAGACAAUCGAGCGAUAUAUGGAUCCGAGCGCAGAUCCCUGCAAUGACUACUACCAGUAUGCGUGCGGCAAUUGGCAGUAUGUGCACGCAGACGCCGAAUAUUACGAAACAAUCGGGCUCAUAGAUUACAAAGUCGAUCAGGAAUAUGCCCAAUUAUUGAACAGCGUACGCCGACGGCGCCGCCUCCGCAUGGAACACACAUUUGUGCGCAAGCUACUCGACUACUACAAGUCCUGUUUGACAGUGUACGCAUAUACACCACAGCUUUACUUGGAUUGGCUGCAGGAGCACGAACAGCUGAUAUGGCCAACGGUAUUACCGAGUGCGAGCCCCACACGUCGCGCGGGUAAGCGACAUGGCAAAGGCAAGGUAGUGCAUUACGAUUGGCUGAACAUGUUGGCGGUGCUGCGUAAGUAUGGAAUGAAUGCAGUGUUCAUUGAGGAGACGGUCAUACAACGACGCGAUAAUGCACGCGCCUCUGCCAUAGACUUGGACAAGCCUGUGCUGAAUGGUGGAUUUCAGCCAAUGCCGCAUAAGGGUUUUGAAUUGAUUAUGGAAUAUUUGCGUGUGACAGAUGAGCAACGCAAGGCCACUCUGUGGGAUGCAUUGCACGAAUUUGAGGCGAAGCUGAAGAGUUUAGACUUUGUGGAGGACACCACCGAAGAGGGUGAGGAAAGUGCGUCGGCACAACGUGAAACGACUUUAGCAGAAUUGAAUAUGCCAUUUCUUACACGCUACUUGGACAUUAUACUGGAGCGUCCGGUGGAUCCUUAUAUGAAGCUAACAAUACAAAAUCUGCCAUAUAUGAGGCUACUGCUCACCGUGCUGGAUGAGCAUGAACCGGAAUUCAUCUGCCGUUACUUAAUGCUGCGUUUUCUUUGGUACCUGAAUAUUGAUGGACCGCGCAACUUCCUCAAAGGCGAUUGUGUCUCACAUACGCGCAGCAUGAUGCCACUUGCCAUGACCUGGUUAUAUGAACGCCAGAAUCCCGAACUUAUCGAUGAGAAGUCACACAUUGAAAUGCUUUUCCGUAAAAUGUUGCAGCACUUCACCCAAACACUGCACAACAAUGCUAAUCAGUUCGAUGCACACAUCCUGCGCUUCUUGCAGGAUAAAAUCGAUACGAUGCGCAUUAAAGUAGGUAAUUUGCCACGUCCCGCCACCAGUCGUCAAGUGGAGACAUUCUAUGCAGAACUGGAAAUUGAACCUAGAGAAUUUUAUGCAAAUCAUUUGCGUCUACUACAACACUUCACACGCGCCAAGCACAAGCGACUCGAAGAGCUGCUCGUACAAGAUGACUCAUUCUUUCACCUUGAAGAUCCCGAAACUGGCGCUAGCUCCUCACCCUACUACCUGCUGCGCUCAAAUGUUGUAAUUGUACCACUCACACUACUACACACGCCCAUCUAUCAUCCACAGUUGCAUGAGAUUUUCAAAUAUAGCUCGCUGGGCUUCCUGUUGUCUCACGAGAUCACACACGGUUUCGAUGACAGCGGUGUUGAGUUCGAUAAGCGUGGCAAUAUGCGUGGCCCCUCCGAUCGCAUCAAAUCGAAUCGAAUAUUCGAUUCGAAUCUGAAUUGCUUGCGUUCGCGUAAUCCACAAAUUGUCGAUGAGAAAAUCGCCGACGUGAGCGGUUUGCGUUGGGCGUACGAGGCCUAUUUCAAUAGCAUCAAUGCCAGCAGCAACGCUAAUGCCCGCCCACUGCACUUUACCAGCCUAUCGCCGGAGCAUGUGUUUUUUCUUAAUUUCGCACAAUUCUUCUGCGGUUCACCGGCGACCAGCGCACGUGAGUUGGAGUUCAGCGAACAUGGCUCGGAUAAGGAGCGUGUUUUGGAUGCAUUAGCGAAUUUCGCUGAAUUCGGACGCGUCUACGAUUGCCCAAUGGGCAGCCGCAUGAACCCGCAACGAAAGUGUCAACUUUGGAGAUAGCAGCAGACAAACGUAUGACUGAAACAACGACAAGUAAUUUAGAGCUGCAAAAUAUGGGCGCUUGUGUGGGUUUUGGUGUGUGUGUGUGUUAAAACGAAAUCAAUGUAUAAAUAGGUGUAAGUGAUCGCGCGUGAAUGUUGAUACUCGUGUUAGCUAACUAAAUUAUUAAGCUGUAAAUAAAAUAAUUUUAGGUAUAAUUAAAAAUUAAUUAAUAUUUAAAUGUGAAAUAUUGAAACUAACGCUUAAAGUGCAUAAAUUCUCAGAAAAUACUUAAAUUUAAUAUUCGCCAAGUAUGUGUGUGAGUGUGUGUGUAUUUUAUUUUGUCGGUAGUGAAAACUGUAAGCUUGUAAAUAAUCUAUAAUACCCCACGUUUUAAGAUGUAAUAAUUCGCUUUCAAUAAACAAAAAGUUGGUACAAUCAAAUCAUACAAUCACAAGUGUCUUAUCAGUUUAUUUAACCGCCUCAUGCCAGCGCAAUCUUCUAUGCAUUCCAAUUCCAUUGAAGAUGAAACGUCUGAAUGGUUUUGAAACAGUUUCCUGGUAUAAUAUCAGUGAGUGUAUGUGCGUAUAUAUGCAUUACAUGUGUGUACAAUAUUUUGUUGAUGCCGUUUUUUUACUACACACGACUGGACCUAAUAACCUCCAACAUUAGUUUUGUUUGAUUUAUUUUCAUAAUUUUUUCGCCAUGAAAUGCCAAACUAAAAAAUAGCACGACAGACUGAUUUACUUUUAUGAAAUAGAACGAAAAAAACUAUAGUGAUCCGAUGAAGAUGAAGCUGCUGUUGCAAGCCAACAACUGAAGCUAAGUUAUUAGUUAUUAAUUCAGUGCUUUUAUAAGUGCAUUUGAUUGUUUUUUUUUUUGUAUGGAACAAAACGAACUAUUGUAUUCUCAUUAGAGAAGCUAGUAUUAGCGGAGAGUUGUACUAUCGAAACUUCGGGAUAUUUUUAAAUUAAGUUCGGGACCAGACAUUCACGCCAGGAUGCAACUUGGGGCUGCAUUUUUAAUAUGAGAGCUAAUAAGUCAUCCGAUCCAAGUAUCAUAAUUUGCGCAUUGUCGUAAAUGUGUCUAAAAAUUGGUUUAUUUGUAGGCUUGAGUGUAAAAAACUGAAAAAAUUUAAAAAAAUGGAAGCGAAACUACAAAUUCA